AUGGGGUCCGUAAACGUGAACCGGAAUGUGGCGGACGCGUUCUAUCGCUAUAAGAUGCCGCGGAUUUGCGCCAAGGUGGAGGGGAAGGGGAACGGCAUUAAGACUGUCAUCGUCAACAUGAUCGAGGUGGCCAAGGCACUUGGUCGGCCGGCGACAUAUCCGACCAAGUACUUUGGAUGCGAAUUGGGCGCUCAAACGCAGUUCGACUUUAAAAAUGAACGUUUCAUUGUCAACGGAAGUCAUGAUUCGUCCAAGCUUCAAGAUUUACUUGAUGGUUUCAUCCGCAAGUUCGUGUUGUGCCCCGAGUGUGACAAUCCCGAGACGGAGCUGAUAGUGUCGACGAAGCGCAACACGAUCUCGCAGGGUUGCAAAGCGUGCGGCUAUCACGGGCAGCUGGACUUCAACCACAAGCUCAAUACUUUCAUACUCAAGAACCCGCCGGCCGCUGACCCUGCCAUGCAGGGCUCGUCGCUAACUGAAGGCAAUCGUGGGAAGCGGUCGAAGCGAAGCGGCCCAGCUGCUAACGGCAACCACGAUGGUGAAGCAGAAGCCAAAAAUGAUAGCGACGUCCCAAUAACGCCAACAACGCCAAACGCAAAGAGCGUAAAGAAAGAAAAGCCAAAGAAAGAUGACGAUGACGAUGAUGGUAACUGGACUGUCGAUGUCAGUGAGGCUGCUGUGAGGGCUAGGAUGCAAGAUCUAACGGAGGGUGCGAAGAGCAUGACGGUGUCUGAAGACAGUGAGAAGAAUGAGAAGCAGCGCAUGGACUUGUUUUACUCGUUUUUGAAGCAGAAGGCGGAUGCGGGGGACGUGGAGGGCUCUAAGGCCAUCAAUGAAAUUAUACACGAGGCUGAUAGGUUAGACGUCAAGUCGAAGGCCCUGCUGGUGGCGUUCGAGAUCCUGGUGCGAGCUGGCAGCCUCGCCGGGGACGUGAAGCGGCAUCGCGCUCUUUUGCUGCGCUUGGCCCACCUCGAGCCCCGCGCACCCCGCGCCGCUCUGCACGCCCUCACCGCAUUGGCCCAACACCACCCCGUGCUGUUGCCUCGCGUACCUGCCAUUCUUAAGCUCCUUUACGAUUUGGACAUAGUAGAGGAGAAGACCAUAAUCGAGUGGGCAGCGAAGCCGUCUCGCAAGUACGCAUCCAAGGAAGUGGUCGCAGACGUCGUGAAGCGAGCCCAACCCUUCAUCGAGUGGCUGCAGCAGGCUGACGAGGAGGAAUCGAGCGAAGAGGAGGAGGACAUCGAGAUCGAGUACGACGAUCGUGCUAAGGCUACGCCCAUUAAGGCGGUGAGCGCAGCGCCGGCCGCCAAGCCCAAACCCCAGGAAGACGACGGCGAAAUCGACGUUGACAUAGAUGCUAUAUAG
Leptosia nina is the source of this 1365-nucleotide messenger RNA. The record is from the annotation of a GenBank genome assembly. NCBI's taxonomy places the organism in Eukaryota, Metazoa, Arthropoda, Insecta, Lepidoptera, Pieridae.